This is a messenger RNA of Dioscorea cayenensis subsp. rotundata (Guinea yam), 1165 nucleotides long. RefSeq names its product probable purine permease 11. The record is from RefSeq and is a predicted model, not a curated record. Gene Ontology annotation, molecular function: purine nucleoside transmembrane transporter activity. NCBI's taxonomy places the organism in Eukaryota, Viridiplantae, Streptophyta, Magnoliopsida, Dioscoreales, Dioscoreaceae. Gene Ontology annotation, cellular component: membrane.
UUGAGCAAUUCUAGUUAACAAUAUGGAUGCAUAUUACCUGACAGAACCACUAGAAGGCACUGAUUUUUUGCCAAAAUCAACACAAACCAUGGCCAGGAAUUUGCAGUGGUGGUUCAAGGUAUCAGUCCACACCAUCCUUGUCCUCGCCGGUCAGUCAGUUGCCACUCUUCUCGGUCGUUUCUACUAUGAUCAAGGUGGUAAAAGCAAGUGGUUGCAAACUCUGACCUUCUCUGCUGGCUUUCCCAUCCUUUACCUUCCCCUGCUCAUCACCACCCACUCAUCAUCCUCAUCUACCUCCCACCCUCUUCCCCUGGUCAAGAUCACUGUCAUCUAUAUCAUCCUUGGCCUUAUGGCCACUGGAGACAGCCUUAUGUACUCUUACGGCCUUCUCUAUCUCUCUGUCUCAACCUACUCAUUGGUAUCUGCUACACAACUUGGCUUCAAUGCUGUCUUCUCUUACUUCAUCAACUCAGAGAGGUUCACUCAUCUUACAUUCAACUCUGUCAUCAUCCUCACCUUCUCUGCUGCCAUUAUUGCCUUUCAGCCUGCUUCUGAUGAUUCUUCAGAGACAUCUGGAGGGAAAUACAUGCUUGGCUUCAUCCUCACACUGGCAGCAUCAGCAACCUACUCCCUCAACCUCUCUUUGAUGGAGCUCACCUUUGACAAGAUCAUCAAAUGCAGAGCACUUUCAGCAGUUCUUAACAUGCAGAUAUAUACUGCACUUGUGUCCACUGUUGGGGCAAUCAUAGGACUCUUUGCUUCUGGAGAGUGGAGAGAAUUGAAGAAGGACAUGGAGGGGUUCAACCAAGGGAGACUGUCCUAUGUGAUGACCUUGGUUUGGACUUCCAUAUGCUGGCAAGUUACUAAUGUUGGGCUUGUAGGACUCAUCUUUGAGGUGUCUUCUCUGUUCUCUAAUGUCAUCAGCUCCCUUGCUGUGCCCAUUGCUCCAGUAUUUGCUGUCAUCUUGUUCCAUGAUACAAUAAAUGGAAUCAAGGUGAUGUCCUUGCUGAUGGCUUUGUGGGGUUUUGUUUCAUACUUCUAUCAGCACUAUCUUGACUACAAGAAGGAGAAAACAGCACUGUUGGGAGUCAGGGAAUCCAUGCAACUCAAUGGUAGAGUUUAAAUAUGAAAAGCCAUGAAUGUUAAUCAAGGUUAAUAAUAAGAA